This is a messenger RNA of Rotaria socialis, 2634 nucleotides long. The record is from the annotation of a GenBank genome assembly. Lineage: Eukaryota; Metazoa; Rotifera; Eurotatoria; Philodinida; Philodinidae.
AUGUUAUCUAUAAAUAAAAGAAUGUUUCUAACUGUUUUCUACCAACGUUUGUUUCCGUGUUCAUCUUUUUGCAACGGAUACUCUAUUAAACUUUCUUCAGUAUCAAAUCGUAAUAACAAUAAACGACAUCGAACAUCAUCAUCAUCUACACUUUAUCAUCACCAUCAUCCUCAUCAUUCUCACCGAACGAAUCCUAAUAAAACUGCUAAUCAAACGAAUACUUUACGUCGACUAUUUCAGCCCAUUGAUAUUAAACCAGUGACUUCAAAUGAUAAACUUGAUGCAAAAUCAUCAAAAGAUUCAAAUACAAAUAUUGGUCAAGAAUUAACCGGUGGUAAAACACUUGACAGAAAUGCACUUCUUCGUAUCAUCACAGAUUUUUAUCGUCGUGAAGAAAUCAAACAAUUAGCUACUGAUCAAGGUCUUGAUAUUCGUCUCUAUCAAGAUGCUUAUGUUAGUUUUCGAAAAUUUUGUAUUCAGUCAACAGUUUUGCCCGUCGAUUUACAUAUUGUGUUCAAUGAUAUCAUAUUGGGAUCUGGUCAUGUUACUGAUAUAUUUCCUUAUUUUUUACGUCAUGCACGAGAAAUGUUUCCACAUUUAACUUGUAUGGAAGAUUUAAAACAGAUUAGUGAUCUCAGAGAUCCUGCUAAUUGGUAUCCAGAUGCACGAGCUAUACAAAGAAAAAUAAUAUUUCAUGCUGGUCCAACGAAUAGUGGAAAAACAUAUCAUGCACUUCAACGUUAUAUGAAUAGUGAAAGUGGAGUUUAUUGUGGACCAUUGAAAUUGCUAGCUUCUGAAGUUUUUUAUAAAACGAACGCUGCGGGUACAAAAUGUGAUUUAGUUACAGGUGAAGAACGUCGAUUUGCUGAUCCAGAAGGAAAACCAGCUAAUCAUGUUGCGUGCACAGUCGAAAUGACGAAUGUAACUACUGUUUAUGAGGUAGCUGUUGUUGAUGAAAUUCAAAUGAUGCGUGAUCCGCAACGUGGCUGGGCAUGGACACGAGCUCUACUGGGUCUACAAGCCAAAGAAAUUCAUUUAUGUGGUGAAAAAUCUACUAUACGACUUGUACAAGAUUUAAUGGUAACGACAGGUGAUAACAUUGAAGUUAGAGAAUAUCAACGAUUAACGAAAUUAAAUUAUCAAGAUCGAGCAUUAGAAACAUUCGAUAAUGUCAAAACAGGCGAUUGUUUUGUAUGCUUCAGUAAAAAUGAUAUAUUUCAUAUAACACGUGAAUUAGAAAGGCGUGGUCAUCAAGUAGCUGUUAUUUAUGGAUCACUACCACCAGGUACGAAACUAUUACAAGCUCAACGUUUUAACGAUCCUAAUGAUACAUGUAAAAUAAUGGUUGCUACAGAUGCAAUUGGCAUGGGUUUGAAUCUGAGUAUUAAACGUAUUAUAUUCUACAGUCUACUAAAACCGCAAUUAAAUGAACAAGGAGAAAAAGAAAAAGAUACUGUAACUACGUCACAAGCUUUACAAAUUGCUGGUCGUGCUGGACGAUUUGCAAGUGCUUUUCCCGAUGGUGAAGUAACAACAUUUCGACGUGAUGAUCUACCAUUAUUAAAAGACAUUGUUAGUCGACAUGUGGAAACAAUCAAACGUGCUGGACUUCAUCCUACUGCUGAACAAAUUGAAAUGUUCGCCUAUCAUUUACCUAAACAUUCACUUUCAAGUUUAAUAGAUAUAUUUGUAGUUUUAUCACAAUUGGAUGAUAGUCUUUUUUUUAUGUGUAACGUUGAAGAUAUUAAAUUUCUUGCUGAUAUUAUUGAACAUGUACCAUUACCACUUCGCGCACGUUACACAUUUUCAUGUGCACCGAUCAAUAAAAAGAUGCCUUUUGUUUGUACAAUGUUUUUGAAAUAUGCACGUCAAUUUAGCCGUAGUGAACCGACAACAUUUGAUUGGCUUGCAAAACAAAUAGAUUGGCCAUUUGAAGUACCAAAUACUAUCAUGGAUUUAGUACAUUUGGAAGAAGUUUUUGAUUGUCUAGAUCUUUAUUUAUGGCUUAGUUUUCGUUUUCCUGAUAUGUUUCCGGAUAAAGAAUUAGUUCGUGGAAUUCAAGCUGAACUUGAUCAAAUCAUUCAUGCUGGUGUACAAAAUAUUGUUAAACUUAUAUAUCGAAUGAAUCGUAUUGAAGAUGCAAAAGAUGUUGCUGUAACAACAUCAAAUACAGAAAAAACAGCUGAAGCUGUUGCAGUUGUAAGUGAAGACAUUCAAUUCAUAGAUAAACCUUUAACUAAUGUAUCAUCAAUACGUUCAAUUAUCGGAUUAGAAGAAGAGUUAGAUAUUCAGACAAAUGACUCUACAGCAAUCCCGAGUCAAGAUAAUAAAAUUGAAAAACAACAAAAAGACGAAAAACUUUCAACAUCAUUGACAAUGAAUACACAUAAAGUUUUACAUUCAUAUUUAAAUGCAUUGAAAACUCAAGCCGAAACCCGCGGACAUGAAUUUGAUGAAACUGAAGAUUUAAUUAAACAGUUGAUAUCAAAAGGAUUACUCAGUCAACGUUCUGUGGAUAAACUUGAAAAACAAUUAGCAACAUUUCAUGAUAAUGAUAAACGUUCAAAUAAAAAACGAGACGUCAACAAAGCAAAUAUAUUUGAUAUCCACAAUAAAAAAAGCAAACGAAAAUAG